GUCCGCUUCCAAGUUCCCCAUUUUCCCUUGCCAAGGGUUUAGCAUUUUGCUAUUUCGUUGAUGGUGUUAUGCUGAAGAUGUAGCCUGUUUGCAACGAAAAAUUACAAAACCAAACGAGAUGGGUUAAAAGAAAGGAGCAAUAGAAGAAAAAAAUAACAAAAGAGAAAGCUUACCGUGCGUUUCACGCUUCAUAGCAAGCGAACCAGAGUAAGAUGGCAGACGCGUGACAGAUGUCAUCCUGCUCUAGCAAACGCUGACAGCCCACGACAAAAAGAGUACACCUUUUGACAGAAAAAACAUGUCCGCUUCAUACGAAUGCAAUCCGAACACUUAUUGGCCGUUGAAGGUAGCAGGUAACGCCUCCUUUCCGGGGUAAAGCAUUUUGGGUGGAAAAUGGUUUCGGUGCAGGCACAGUGAAGGAGCCGCAUCGGAGGGCAUGGAAUCGAGAGCAAACAACGGCAACAAACAAUCACAAUCGCACACGCAUCGCCUAUCAGUCGACUGGUGUCUGCGACAGUACGCGAACGAAAAGCAAAGCAGCUUUCAUGUUUGUUGUGUUGUGGACGUCGUACCGAACGGAACGUCGUAUCACUCUCUCGCUGGAUGUGCUGCCGCUGUUUCAGUGAGUUCUGGUGGUCGCAUUGUUUCGUUUGUUUUGGGUGUGAAAAAGAAUUACAGUGCAUUUAGAGUGCGUAUGUGACCUAUUGCUAAAAGAAAAAAAAAACCCAAAUUAAAAUACUCAUAGCAUACGGUGUGGACACUUGGUGUGUCAAAUGUUUGUUUACGAUCGUGUAGAACGGCCUUUGUGUAGAAUGGUUUGAAGGCAAGUGAUCAUUUUAGCGACGGAAAAGUGUUAUGUGAAUCUGUGCACAGACAGGAAGUACGGAAGUGAAGUGAGUGAAACGAAGCCCCAAUUUACUGGUGACCAACUUUAAAACAAUGAAGCGCGUACUUCGUGUGUUGGUGUUAGUUUAACAAUCUUGCAAAUCUGUGACAAGAGAACCGAACGCAUGAGAGCGCGCGUCUACCGAGAAGGAUUACUUAACCGUGUUUUGCAAACAGUGACGAACUGAACAUCCGUACCGAUCAAGAUGGUGUCCUACUAUAAUCACUUUGCGAUGUAUCCGAAGAAUCACAGCGGCAAUCUGCCCUACUCGGCACCAUCCGGGUGGUACGCGGGCAACUACCAGCAUCAGCCGCCCCAUCCUCAGUUCCUCGGUGAUGGUGAAUCGUCACCCCAGCCCACCAUGUACUAUCCACAUCCGCACGUCUUCCACUCACAGUCGCCCGAUUGGAGCGGUCAUGAAAAUUUCUCGACACCGCCCCAAUCCGGGCUGAGUCUUGCGCACGGUUCAAGCCCAGGUGCUGGUGGAUCGAACGGUGGUACCGGUGCCGGUGGUGGACUGCAUCUUGGCCAGAACCCGAACCUGCACCAUCACCAUCACCAUCAUCACCACGGCAGCAAUAAUGGGGGCAAUGCGAGUGGUGGCAAUGCACACGAUCAUCUUACCGAUGGACUGCACAGUAUACCGUCACCACCGAUUACCGUGUCCGGGAGUGACAUGUCCAGCCCGGGUGCACCGACGGGAUCAGCGUCGCCGCAGAUUACACCUCGCCCGACACCGGUCAAGAGUCCAUACGAGUGGAUGAAGAAGCAAUCCUACCAGAGUCAACCGAAUCCAGGGAAAACUCGAACGAAAGACAAGUACCGGGUAGUUUACACCGAUCAGCAGCGGCUCGAGCUGGAGAAGGAGUUCCACUACACGCGCUACAUCACGAUCCGCCGAAAGUCGGAACUGGCGCAAAACUUGCAACUGUCCGAGCGGCAGGUAAAGAUCUGGUUCCAGAACCGUCGCGCCAAGGAUCGCAAACAGAAGAAGAAGGCCGAAACGGGCACCGGCGGUGUCGGCAGUCUCGGUGGGCAAUCGCUGGUGGCGGCCCACUCGCAAGCCCACAACGUUGUGCACGGUGGACAGUCGGUGUCGAGCCUGCUGGGGGACACCAAACCGAAGCUAGAACCAUCGCUGCACCUAUCGCACCUGCACCAGAUGAGCGCAAUGAGCAUGGGCAUGGGUUCGAUGGGACUGCACCACCAUCCCGGUCACCAUCCAGCACUACAUCCGCAUCUCGGUGUUCCCACAUCGCAGCAUCAGCUUAGCCAGGCCGCAGCGGCAGUAGCGGCCGCCUCUCAGGUGCCUCCGACAUCGCUCAGCAUAAUGUGAUGUGGCUGAGCUGUACGAUGAUCGCCACGCCACGCCACGGCUCCGGUACCCGGUUUACAUGGCCGGUUUUAUUUAUUGCUUAUUCGCCAACAACAACAACAUUGGCCGGGUGGAAUUAUCCUGCCAGCGAUCAACCGUGCAGAGUGGAGGCUUUACGAUCGCACCUAGCCACGGUUUUAACGUGUGACCCUCGACUCGUAACGGUUGGCGGUAAAAACGAGAUGCGGCGAUAAAUCCGGGUUCGUUCUUAAUGUUCAGGAAACUGUGCUGUAAACACUCACAGACAAACCACCCAAUUGUUUGUAUGGGGAGAUUAGUUGCAAGAUGCGGUGGGGAGAGCAUAGUUUGGAUUUAAUUUCGAUGUAACUGUACCCUUUUUUUAAUGCGAUCAAUACGGACCCAAUAUCUCACCAUUACCAGGGAAGAGAUUGAGAUUAAGCGAUUUUACAGCUCACCAAAUGCGCUGUAUGCAUUGGUGGCUGGGGGAGCGAAAGGUAAUCCAUUCUUGACCUAACCCAAAACACCGGCAGAUGGUUAAUGGGUACAGGUACGCGAACCUAAUUAGAGCUACACUGAAAACUAAAUCAAAACUAACCCGGACCGGGACGGGAGGGAACAUCGCAAACACAAAACAAGUAAACCAUUUAAUUCACGUGCAAUGUAAAAAAACAAGAAAACCGAUAUACUUUUAAUCUUACUUUAGCAUAAUAACCGAUAACCAAGCAAGCAGACAAACGAAACGAUGGGGAGCGAGCGCGAAACGAGUUUCUGUUCCGAUGCUUUUUGCUAGGGAGUAUUAUUAAAACUAUUAUAUUAAUAAUAAUUAUUAUUAUUACUUUGCGGGAUAACAAACAGGCGGUCGGGUGUGAAGCCUGACGAAUGACAGCAGUAAAAUAGGUGUUUCGGUUAAUGUAAGUGACGCUGUAAAUUGUACAGGAAACACAGCAAAACAACAAACUGCAUUGCGCGCAUAAAAACUGUAAUAACGUUAGGCCGUCAUGUUGUGGGAUUGAGAAUAUGCUCGGAAAUGGAAGAAAUGUGUAUUACGAUGCCUUCCGGGGCAACAGGAGGUUACGGUUUUCGUCUCCCUGUUUUUUGAGCUGUUCUCCAAUCGCUUAUGUUUACUAGGUACUUUUUGUUUGAGAUUCAUCUCUAAGAGAUUGCUGCGUUUGUAAAGGCAGAGAGUAAAAUGAAAAAAUAAGCUAUUAGAAGUAAAAAAACAAAACCGCAACGCGACCGUGUAGUAAAGUAAUGUAGAACAAAAAAACAAUUAAUGCAAAUGUAAACACAAACACACAUACACAGAGAGAGAGAGAGAAAAAAACACAUAAAUGGACGUAGCGACUCACGAUGCAACUCAAUAAAGAAUAGAUUCUGUAGUAACAAGA
Messenger RNA from Anopheles funestus (African malaria mosquito), 3610 nucleotides. It is a transcript of the gene cad, whose product is annotated as homeotic protein caudal. Gene Ontology annotation, molecular function: RNA polymerase II transcription regulatory region sequence-specific DNA binding; DNA-binding transcription factor activity, RNA polymerase II-specific. The record is from RefSeq and is a predicted model, not a curated record. Gene Ontology annotation, cellular component: nucleus. NCBI's taxonomy places the organism in Eukaryota, Metazoa, Arthropoda, Insecta, Diptera, Culicidae. Gene Ontology annotation, biological process: regulation of transcription by RNA polymerase II; embryo development; anterior/posterior axis specification. The coding region runs from base 1092 to 2222 and encodes 376 amino acids. The transcript is spliced from 2 exons.